GGUCAACAAUUCCCAGCAAUUAGCCGUCUGAAUGCAUACGCAUGCAUUGACUUCAUAUAUUACGUACUGACAGCCCAUUUUUUACCUCACUAGCCCCCACCUUCUCAAAUAUUGGUCUUUUCUUUGAUUUUUCUUUUGGAACAAAAUUACUAGUACUAAAAAAAAAUCUAAUCUUUUAGUACUUCUCUAUAAUUCCACAAGUACCUCAGCCGCCUUUAUUUCAGGUUUGUUUCUCUUAGUACUUCAACUGCAGACUAAUUAAUCAGUUUUCUUGAUCAGUGUUUAUUUAAUUUGGCUGUUCGGUAAAGUGGGUGGACAAAGUUAAUUACUUACCAUGUUUAGGUUUUUGAGGGUUUCUUGAUCUGAUUUGUCUAUUUGGGUUGUUUGGUGAAGAGGGUAUGUCAAAGUUUUAAUGCCCAUAUUGUAAAGAUUCAAGCUUUCUGUGAAUUGGGUAUUUGGGUUUUUGAGGUUUUAUUGAUCUGGUGAAUUGGGUAUGUGAUUGAGUCUUCUUCUGUGCUAUCUGUGUAGAAGAAGAAUUAUCUCUUGGAGUUAGCUGUCUUAUUUCAGUUUUGAUUUGGUAAUACAAGAGAAAUAGAGAUUCCAAUCUGAAACUUGGGGAAGUCUUGUUUUUUGAGGUCUAAGGCUUUCAAUUUCUAUUUGGCACAGCUGGAUUGUUGUUGGAAUUUUGAUGGGUGUAGAUUUUAUUGAAUCUGGAUUUCCUGUUGAUUAGCUGAAAAAGUCUGAAAGCAUCUGGACUCUUAAGUUAUUUUGGUUUUUGAGGUAGUUUCCACUGUAGUCCAAUUGGAACUUAGAAAAAAAAGUUGACUUUCGCCACGUUGAUUGCGGAGAUUGAUCCUGCCUGAUCAAUGCUUAUCUGAAUUCCUAAACUUGUUUCUCAGCUACUUUGCCAAAAGGGACUGGACUUCAUGACUUGACCCGGAAAAGAGGCUUUUGUAUUGUUGCUUGUGGUUGCUAAAGAAUUUGCGAUGGAUCCGUUAUAUUUUGGUUUUAUGAAAUGGGGUGAUUAUGUCAUUUUUUACUGAAAAUGGCUGUAGUUGUGCUGUGUAUACUAUUGCUGGUGCAGUUCCCACUAAUUUCUGCUUCUCCGCUGUUGGGACAUGAAGAAGUUUGUGGAGUUUACCGUGUUGACUAUUCAGAUGAUCUAAAUCGCCAAGUAUUUUAUGUGAACGGCAUGUUAGUGGAUAAAAUUUUAUUCUGCGACACCCUCAAAUUUGAUCGUGCAGAACAUUGCUUUAUCCAAAAUUUUGGGUUUCAAUAUUGUGGAUUGGACUUAUCAAUUGAUGAGUUGCAUUUCAAGUCGGGAAGAAAAUUUCUACAAAAGGUGGUCAGACAAGGAUCCAGCGAACACAGUUUUGAUGAUACAGCAGCACGGAAGCCUAAGGAAAAAAGUGCUGAUAAUUUUUCAGUAACCCCCCAAAAGUUGGUCAUGGCGGUACCGGUAUUUUUUAUUCUUUGCUGCGGCUUAAUUUGCCCUUGUUUUCGUGCGAGAAAGAAGGAAACGGAUCAAUCUGCUCUUGUAAAGGAUCCUAAUUCAAUGGACUCUGCUUCCUCCAUGGAGAUGAAUUUUGUUCCUGAAAAGGCACCAGGCAGUCCGCUACGAGUGCCAGCUAGUCCACUUCGAGUGCCGCCUAGUCCCUCUAGAUUUAGCAUGUCUCCGAAACUCAAUAGAAUUGGCUCCAUUCACCUCAACGUGAAUCAGGCUCUCAGAGCUACCCAAAAUUUCUCUCCGUCCCAAAAAAUUGGAGAGGGAGGGUUUGGAACGGUAUACAAAGCUCAACUACCGGAUGGUCAAGUAGUUGCCAUUAAACGUGCAAAGAAGGAGCAUUUUGAUUCUUUGAGCAAUGAAUUUAGAAGUGAAGUUGAGCUUUUGGCAAAAAUCGAGCACCGUAGCCUAGUUAGGCUUCUUGGUUAUGUUGAUAGGGGUAAUGAACGCCUCAUCAUUACGGAGUAUGUACCUAAUGGUACACUAAGAGAACAUCUAGAUGGUGGACGUGGGAAAAUCUUAGAUUUCAAUCAGCGACUUGAAAUUGCAAUUGAUAUUGCUCAUGGCCUAACUUACCUUCAUCUAUAUGCUGAGAAGCAAAUUAUCCAUAGAGAUGUGAAGUCAUCAAAUAUUCUCCUGACAGAGAGCAUGCGUGCCAAAGUUGCGGAUUUUGGAUUUGCACGGCUUGGAGACUCAGACUCUGAUAAAACACACGUUUCAACCAAAGUGAAAGGCACCGUUGGUUACCUUGACCCUGAGUACAUGAAAACGUAUCAACUCACGCCGAAAAGUGAUGUCUACUCAUUUGGGGUAUUGUUAUUAGAAGUUUUAACGGGUCGUCGUCCUGUGGAGCUUAAAAGACCUCCUGAUCAGAGGGUGACACUUAGAUGGGCUUUUAGGAAAUACAAUGAAGGAUGCAUGUUGGAAAUGUUGGACCCUCAAAUGAAGGAAUCCGUGAGCGGGGAGAUACUAGUAAAAAUGUUUGGUUUGGCUAUCCAGUGUGCAGCACCUACACGAAAAGAUCGCCCCGAUAUGAAGAUUGUUGGGGAGCAGCUUUGGGCAAUUAGAAUGGAUUAUUUGAGGAAUGGAAGAAGACAGUAAUAACUGCAAAUAUACUGUGACUAUACCCAGUUUAUUCCCUAGAAAGGAUAGAGAUUUGGAGAUACUUACUCAAUCUUCCACUUAUUGUUUGUAUAUGUGAGCAGUUAAGGUACUUUUCUUGAUAUUGAUUCACUGAUUUCAGGUGUAUUCAAAGUAUACUGUAUUUUGUACUUGUCAAUCCCAUUAGUCGUCUCGUCAAUCUUCAUCGAAGAGUGACAGAGUGAGUAACAGGAAAAGAGUUCCUUACUGACAGUA
This is a messenger RNA of Nicotiana attenuata, 2860 nucleotides long. RefSeq names its product calmodulin-binding receptor-like cytoplasmic kinase 3. Lineage: Eukaryota; Viridiplantae; Streptophyta; Magnoliopsida; Solanales; Solanaceae. The record is from RefSeq and is a predicted model, not a curated record. Gene Ontology annotation, molecular function: ATP binding; protein kinase activity. The transcript is spliced from 7 exons. The coding region runs from base 1046 to 2605 and encodes 519 amino acids. Gene Ontology annotation, biological process: protein phosphorylation.